AUGCAUCGUUGUGUUUUUAUAAUUUUCUCAUUUCUCUUGCUAUGCAUUCAGAAUACAACUACCAACCAACUGGUAGCAGCGGAAGGAGGAGGAGGAGAUGAUAAUGGUGUUAUCACGAACAAGUGUUUGGAUAAGGAGAGAGAUGCUCUCCUUCAAUUCAAAGCAAACCUUGAAGACCCUUAUGGUAGUCUCUCUACAUGGAGACCUGAAGAUGAUGAAUGUUGUGAAUGGAGAGGAGUCAUGUGUGGCGAUGAAACAGGUCAUCAUGUCACAUGGCUUGAGAUUAGAUCUUUUGGUCUUGUAGGUGAGAUUAGCCCUUCAUUGGUUAACUUAACCUACUUGAAUCAUCUUGAUCUUUUCGGAAAUUUCUUUAAUGGAACCAUUCCCAAGUCCUUUGGUUCCUUGACCGAAUUAAUGUUCCUUGACCUUUCAAAUAACUCUUUUUAUGGAACCAUUCCUGAAGAGUUUGGAAACCUCACCAACUUGCAAAACCUUUAUCUUGAUUUUUUUGGAAGAUGUAGAGUUGAAAACCUACAGUGGUUGUCCCAUUUAUCUCUUUUGGAGACACUUGAAAUGGAUGGGAUUUCUCUUGCCAAAGCAAACCACUGGGUAAAUGUGAUUUCGAGUCUCCCAAAACUAUCACGGUUAAGUUUAGAAGGAUGUGAUCUCUCAAAGGUCAUAUUCUUCUUCAUUUCUCAACUCUUCUUCAUCUAUUCAAUCCCUUUAUCUUGGAAACAACAAUCUCACCUCAUCCGUGUAUCGUUGGUUAUUCCCAUUAACCAGCAAUAG
Messenger RNA from Lactuca virosa, 789 nucleotides. NCBI's taxonomy places the organism in Eukaryota, Viridiplantae, Streptophyta, Magnoliopsida, Asterales, Asteraceae. The record is from the annotation of a GenBank genome assembly.